GAACGCCCCCACAGAUGAAGAAAGGAAAGUGAAAGUGAACGAGUUCACAACUGCGUUACAGGACUGAAAGAAAAGGCGAGCUCAUUUGUCCAGGAUGUCUUCAGAUGAGGAUUUCUCUCUGGUCACUGAUGACAGCGCAUCAUUCAGCCUUAAAUCCAUUUAUAAACAGAUCGACAAGCUGAAGGCAGAUCACAAAGCCCUGGUGCACGAACAGACAUUGAUCUGUGAAUCCAAAAACAGCAACAUCAAGUUUACUCAAGAGUUCCAGCAGCGAGCCAGUAAUGCGAGAAAGCGUCUCGAGAACGAGGAGCUGAACCAAGCCAAGGCACUGAAGAAAGAGCAGAACAAACUGGCAGAUCUAAAAAAGGAUGAGAGCAAACUGAGUAUAGAGCUUCUGAAAAUCCAGCAGGAGUUGGAAAGAAUGGAUGAAACCCACCAGAGCCUGAAACAGCAGACUGAGGUGUCCACUGCAGUGCCGGAGAAGAAGGUUGUGUUUAACGGCGAGACGGCUGAAAAAGUUGAUGCGCUGAGUUUUGAUGUGAAACCUCACAUCAUGUACCCCAUGGAGGGAGGCACAGCAUUCAUCACCUUCGAAGAGGAAGAAGUUGCUGAAAAGAUCUUGGCUCUGAAGGAGCACGAAGUGCAGCUCGGGGAAUGUAGCAUCACCGUACGGGCUGAGCCGGUGCAGUUCCUCAUACCAGCCAGUGUUGAGAUGGACACUCAGGUUUGUCCAUGCCGCAUCCUUAUCUCCAACCUGCCCAAGAAAGAGAGCAUGGAGCGCCUCCUGGACAAACUGGAGAUUCAUUUCUCCAAGUCGAGAAACGGAGGAGGCGAAGUGGAGGAAGUCGUCUUGCUGGAAGAUUCUGGCAAUGUGGUCAUCACCUUCCUAGACAGCAACAUUGCCAAGGGUCUUACAGAUAAACAAAUGCAUGAGAUUGACUUGGACAAAGGAAAGAAAUGCAAGGUGAAGGUCACACCCUUUCUCAAUGGCGAGAUCACACUUCUCAAGACAUGUAACACGACCUGCUCCAAGACUGUGCUGCUGACAGGAAUCCCAGCUGUGAUGGAGAAGGACAACCUGCAGGACCUGUUGGAGAUCCACUUCCAGAAAUCUGCCAACAGUGGAGGAGAAGUAGACGCAAUUGUUUACAACCCAGUGGGCGAGAAAACCCUCGCUGUGUUUGAAGAAGACGCUGUUAAACCUGAGUAGAACCAUUAAAGUGGCCUGAGCUGCUAAAUCUGUUGCUGAUAUUCAGGACUUAUGUAAUGUACUUUUCCUGGAGGUCUUUCAUCUUGACAUGAACCAAUCAUAAUACUUAUGAAGUUUAUUUCACCAUGAGGAGGAUUGGACAAUUUAAAAAAAAAAAAAAAGUACAUUUAUCUAUAUUUGUAUCUUUUUGGACAACAUUUUAAUCGAACUUUGUUAGCUUUGCUAUCGAUAUUAUCACUUCUAGCAUGCUGGGUCUGUGACUUCUAUUGUAUUAGCUUUACAAAUUCAUGAAAAGACAUGAACCAGAGAUGGAUCUAAAGUUUCAGUGCUGACAGACUGCCUUUAUCUCAUAAGGUUUAUAGUAACAGAGUUGAUCACUGAAUUAGCAAAUACACAAAACGUGGUUGGCUAGCAUCCGUGCUAAAGGCAUGAAAACAUUAAAACAAGUUCCUUAAUAAAUGAUUUGUUUACUUUCAAUAUAA
Messenger RNA from Neoarius graeffei (lesser salmon catfish), 1692 nucleotides. RefSeq names its product interferon-induced protein 35 (gene ifi35). The coding region runs from base 95 to 1210 and encodes 371 amino acids. Gene Ontology annotation, cellular component: nucleus. The record is from RefSeq and is a predicted model, not a curated record. Lineage: Eukaryota; Metazoa; Chordata; Actinopteri; Siluriformes; Ariidae. The transcript has 10 exons.